Messenger RNA from Pipistrellus nathusii (Nathusius's pipistrelle), 3480 nucleotides. Lineage: Eukaryota; Metazoa; Chordata; Mammalia; Chiroptera; Vespertilionidae. The record is from the annotation of a GenBank genome assembly.
AUGUUGGACUUCCUAGCUGAGAACAACCUCUGUGGCCAGGCCAUCCUCAGGAUCGUUUCCUGUGGCAAUGCCAUCAUUGCUGAGCUUUUGCGGCUCUCUGAGUUUAUUCCUGCCGUAUUCAGGCUAAAAGACAGAGCCGAUCAACAGAAAUAUGGAGAUAUCAUAUUUGAUUUCAGCUACUUUAAGGGUCCAGAAUUAUGGGAAAGCAAACUGGAAGCUAAGCCAGAGCUACAGGAUUUAGAUGAAGAAUUUCGUGAAAACAACAUAGAAAUUGUGACCAGAUUUUAUUUAGCUUUUCAGAGUGUGCAUAAAUACAUUGUAGACUUAAACAGAUAUCUGGAAGAUCUCAAUGAAGGUGUUUACAUUCAGCAAACCAUAGAAACUGUGCUGCUCAAUGAAGAUGGGAAACAACUUUUAUGUGAAGCGCUGUACCUGUACGGAGUCAUGCUGCUGGUCAUUGACCAAAAGAUUGAAGGGGAAGUCAGAGAGAGAAUGCUGGUUUCUUACUAUCGAUACAGUGCCGCUCGAUCUUCUGCUGAUUCAAACAUGGAUGAUAUUUGUAAGCUGCUCCGAAGUACAGGUUAUUCCAGCCAACCAGGAGCCAAAAGACCACCCAACUAUCCUGAGAGCUAUUUCCAGAGAGUGCCUAUCAAUGCAUCCUUCAUCAGUAUGGUCAUUGGUCGACUAAGAUCUGACGAUAUUUACAACCAGGUCUCAGCGUACCCGUUGCCGGAGCACCGCAGCACGGCCCUGGCAACUCAGGCCGCCAUGCUGUAUGUCAUUCUCUACUUUGACCCUUCCAUUCUCCAUACCCAUCAAGCAAAGAUGCGAGAGAUAGUGGAUAAAUACUUUCCAGAUAAUUGGGUAAUUAGCAUUUACAUGGGGAUCACAGUUAAUCUAGCUGAUGCUUGGGAACCUUACAAAGCUGCAAAAACUGCUUUAAACAAUACCCUGGACCUUGCAAAUGUCAGAGAACAGGCAAGCAGAUAUGCUACUGUCAGUGAAAGAGUGCACGGUCAAGUGCAUCAGUUUCUGAAAGAAGGUUAUUUAAGGGAGGAGAUGGUUCUGGACAACAUUCCAAGGCUUCUGAACUGCCUGCGAGACUGCAACGUGGCCAUCCGAUGGCUCAUGCUCCACACAGCAGACUCAGCCUGUGACCCAAACAACAAACGCCUUCGUCAGAUCAAGGACCAGAUCCUAACAGACUCGAGGUACAAUCCCAAGAUCCUCUUCCAGUUUCUGUUGGAUACUGCACAAUUUGAGUUCAUACUCAAAGAGAUGUUCAAGCAAAUGCUUUCCGAAAAGCAAGCCAAGUGGGAGCAUUACAAGAAGGAGGGCUCAGAGCGGAUGACGGAGCUUGCUGACGUCUUCUCGGGAGUGAAGCCCCUAACCAGAGUGGAAAAAAAUGAAAAUCUUCAAGCUUGGUUCAGAGAGAUCUCCAAACAAAUACAGUCUUUAAAUUAUGAUGACUCUACUGCUGCAGGCAGAAAAACUGUGCAACUGAUACAAGCUUUGGAGGAGGUUCAGGAAUUUCACCAGUUGGAAUCAAACCUGCAGGUGUGUCAGUUUCUGGCCGACACUCGCAAGUUCCUGCACCAAAUGAUCCGAACCAUCAACAUUAAGGAGGAGGUGCUGAUCACCAUGCACAUCGUGGGGGACCUUUCUUUCGCUUGGCAGUUGAUUGACAGCUUCACGUCUAUCAUGCAAGAGAGCAUAAGGGUGAACCCGUCCAUGGUUACCAAGCUCAGAGCUACAUUUCUAAAGCUCGCCUCUGCCCUGGACCUGCCCCUUCUUCGCAUUAAUCAGGCAAAUAGCCCUGACCUUCUCAGUGUGUCUCAGUAUUAUUCGGGCGAACUGGUGUCCUAUGUGAGAAAGGUUUUGCAGAUCAUUCCAGAAAGCAUGUUUACUUCGCUUCUAAAGAUCAUAAAGCUUCAGACCCACGAUAUCAUCGAGGUGCCCACCCGCCUGGACAAGGACAAGCUGAGGGACUACGCUCAGCUGGGCCCACGAUACGAGGUUGCCAAGCUGACUCACGCGAUUUCCAUUUUUACUGAAGGCAUCUUAAUGAUGAAAACGACUUUGGUCGGCAUCAUCAAGGUGGAUCCCAAACAGUUGCUGGAAGAUGGGAUAAGGAAAGAGCUCGUUAAACGUGUUGCUUUUGCUCUUCAUCGGGGAUUGAUCUUCAACCCUCGAGCCAAGACAAGUGAGUUGAUGCCCAAGCUGAAAGAGUUGGGAGCGACCAUGGACGGAUUUCACCGUUCUUUUGAAUACAUUCAGGACUAUGUCAACAUUUAUGCUCUGAAGAUUUGGCAGGAAGAAGUAUCUCGUAUUAUAAAUUACAAUGUCGAGCAGGAGUGUAAUAACUUCUUAAGAACAAAGAUUCAAGACUGGCAAAGCAUGUACCAGUCCACUCAUAUUCCAAUACCAAAGUUUACCCCUGUGGAUGAGUCUGUGACGUUCAUCGGUCGGCUCUGCAGAGAAAUCUUACGGAUCACAGACCCAAAACUGACAUGUCACAUCGAUCAGCUGAACACCUGGUAUGAUAUGAAAACGCACCAAGAAGUGACCAGCAGCCGCCUCUUCUCAGAAAUCCAGACCACGCUGGGCACCUUCGGGCUGAACGGGCUGGACAGGCUGCUGUGCUUUAUGAUCGUGAAGGAGCUCCAGAAUUUCCUCAGUAUGUUUCAGAAAAUCAUCAUGAGAGACAAAACUGUUCAGGAUACUUUAAAAACCCUCAUGAACGCUGUCAGCCCCGUCAAAAGCAUUGUGGCAAAUUCGAAUAAAAUUUAUUUUUCCGCCAUUGCCAAAACACAGAAGAUUUGGACAGCUUACCUGGAGGCUAUAAUGAAGGUUGGGCAGAUGCAGAUUCUGAGACAACAAAUUGCCAACGAAUUAAAUUACUCUUGUCGGUUUGACUCCAAACAUCUGGCAGCCGCCCUGGAAAAUCUCAAUAAGGCUCUCCUAGCAGACAUCGAAGCCCACUACCAGGACCCCUCCCUGCCUUACCCCAAAGAAGAGAACACCCUCUUGUAUGAAAUCACAGCCUACCUGGAGGCCGCUGGCAUUCACAACCCUCUGAACAAGAUAUACAUAACAACCAAGCGCCUACCCUAUUUCCCCGUUGUCAACUUUCUAUUUCUGAUCGCUCAAUUGCCAAAACUUCAGUACAACAAAAACCUAGGAAUGGUCUGCCGAAAACCUGCCGACCCCGUGGACUGGCCGCCGCUGGUCCUGGGGCUGCUCACCCUGCUGAAGCAGUUCCACUCGCGGUACACGGAGCAGUUCCUGGCGCUGAUCGGCCAGUUCAUCCGCUCCACAGUGGAGCAGUGUACCAGCCAGAAGGUCCCUGAAAUGCCUGCCGAUGUUGUGGGUGCCCUCCUGUUCCUGGAGGAUUAUGUUCGGUACACAAAACUACCCAGGAGGGUUGCUGAAGCACACGUGCCUAAUUUCAUUUUUGAUGAGUUCAGAACGGUCCUGUAA